CAUUUGUUCUGAAUGAAUGCUGUCUUGUUCGAGCAAACGAGCAGACCGCCUCUUCCUGUUACGUGAUCACAGACAUCCAAUUUGCCAUCGUCUCACUCAAAACUUGAUCGAUGCAUGAGGCAAGAUUACACGCAGUUGCACCGCGCUCCGAGUCGCUAGCGAAUGCAUCAGGUCUGCUUUAUGAGACCCAAUACAAGCCUUGACCUUCCAGCAGUGAUCGGCCAUGCGAUAAGAGAUUCGUGUGGUUAGCACAAAGACAUCCCUCCACCACGCUGUUCCUCAUAACCUUAAGCAGGGUCGAAGGCGCAGGAGGCAGCCACGAUGGGCACCCGCGUGGCGGCGCACUGCCCGGACAAGAGCCUGGCGGGCGUGCCGCGCCUGCUGGAGGACCUGCAGCGCCUGGCGGACGACCACGAGUCGGCCGACGUGGUGUUCCUGGUGGGGCGCGAGGAGGCGCCCGUUUACGCGCACCGCGUCGUCCUCAUGGCCAGAUGUAAAAGUUUCCAAACAGCGAAACGAGGUGAAAUAUGCCGUAUUCCUGGAUGCACAGUGUCACCAAGUGUUCCUGGAUCUCCUACUCCUAUUCGAUUACCACAUUUUCAGCCAGAAACCUUUCGGCAGUUCAUUAUAUAUGUUUACACAGGAAAGAUCAUUCUUCAAGAUAACGGAGUGUUUGAAAUGUUGACAGUAGCUCAGGAACUUGGUGUUGAUGAAUUACGCAUAAGUUGUGAAGAUCAUGUUACAUCCACUCUCUCUGUUCUUAACGCAUGCACUUUCUUGGCAGCAGCAAUGGAAAUUCAAGAAAGAGCAUCAGGAGGGAAGAAUGCCAAGACUUUUGUGGAUCGAUGUAUAUCUUACAUUGGAGAUAAUGCAAUUGAAUGUGUCAAGACUAAUUCAUUCCUUAAUUUGCCCAAAGAUGCUUUAGUAAAACUAAUUUCAUCUGAUUAUUUGGCUCUUGAAGAAGAGGAAGUUUGGAGAGCAGUGCUUAGUUGGGCUAAAUACCAAGCUGGUGUUACUCAACCAACAGCUCACUGGACUGAAGAGGAACGUGCACGUGUUUGCCAACACCUGGCAGGUGUUAUUGGGCAUGUUCGACUUUUGUUGAUUGACAGUCAAGUCUUUGCUGAAGAAGUGGAACCUACAGGGGCUGUGCCUAUGGAGUUAUCUCUGGAGAGGUAUCGAUACGCAGCCCUCCCAAAUAAGUUUCGGGAGAACUGUGAAGACAAAAGACUUCAGCCACGAGUGUCAUUAAAACUCUUUCCAGGAUCACAAAUAUUAGAAAAAACUUCCUACCAGCGAAUUCUAAAUACCUGGUAUGGUACAUCCAAACAAGUGUGGAGGUUGGUGUACAGAGCAUCCAGUCAUGGGUAUUCAGCAGAAUCAUUUCAUCGCCAUUGUGAUGGUGUUGCUCCAACUUAUGUUAUUGUCCUGGGACCACGUGGAGAAAUUUGUGGAGGGUUUAGUGAUGUACCAUGGGGUAAAACUAAUACAAAAGGUCACUAUAUUCCCUCAGAAAAGGCUUACCUUUUUACUCUGACCAAUACUCAAGAUGUACCACCCACGAAAUAUGAGAUUGUCAAAAAAAUGUUUGCAAUUUGCUAUCAUCCUGAUUGUGGGCCAAUAUUUGGAGCUGGGGCAGAUUUACUUAUUGCCAGUAAUUGUAACACCAACAUGGACAGCUACAGUAAUCUCCCUCAUUCUUAUGAUGGUGAUAGUGCUUCCUGCACUGUCCUCAUGAGCGACUACAACUUUUCAGUUGUAGAUUAUGAAGUGUUUACACCAAUUGGUAAAUAAUAUUUCAAGAGCGAAAAUAGUUCAAGGAUGGUUGUUUGAAAAUUGUUUUACAAUGACUUACAUUUUUGUUUUAAAAAAAUUUGUGUCAAGUGCUUCAAUAGAGCACAGAGUUAAAUGGAAACAAAUUAAUUUAGUGAACUUUUACUAGUUUACAUCAGUAUUAAUUAUAUUUUUCUCUCAAAAUGUGAUCAUCAAUGAAGAUACGAUUGUGAAGAAACUAUUUUAUUGUAAAACAUAUUUUAGGACAAUAGGGAAAAUAAAUUAAUUCCUUCUUCAGUGAGUAAAAGAG
Gryllus bimaculatus (two-spotted cricket) is the source of this 2083-nucleotide messenger RNA. NCBI's taxonomy places the organism in Eukaryota, Metazoa, Arthropoda, Insecta, Orthoptera, Gryllidae. The record is from the annotation of a GenBank genome assembly.